GUCUUUGAAAUCAAAAUAUGAUAAUUCAUGGCUAUUUGGAGCUCCCACAAUUUACCUUAUCUCAGCAUGGACGGCCGAAGUAUUGCUAGCAGUGUGAGGGGUUCUCAUUAGCAGUGAUCCCCAAUCUAUAUUCGUGCCUAUUUUGAAGCCGUUUCUCGGAUCAUUGCCGAACGAGACGCGGAGAACCAGAGCAGGAAAGUCAGCGAGUUCGACAGACAGCUAUGUAAAUAUAGACUUUGGCAACAUGGGCACGGUCAUGGUCCCAGGGCUGAGCCUGCGGCACAUCCCGGUUUUGAUGGGCGGUGGUCUGCCAUUUGGAGGUACUUGCUGCCAAUCGCUAAACGGCGUCAAACCCGGCAUCGCCGCACGCUGUGUCGCUGGCCAGCGCUGGAGGUUACAUCGCCCACAUCGCCCACAUCGCGCGCUGCAGUGGAUUGCAGCUUCGUUCAAGUUCCACCCCUCGUGCUGCUGCGUUUGGCGGGCACUCCCGUGAUAUUUCACUGUUUCACUACACUCUGGUGGGUAGUGUAUAAUGAUAGACAGGAAGCAGGUGACGGAAUAAAACCGCGCGUUAGGCCAUAGGGCACCCUCCCAUGCUGCCUUGUGUUUUGGCUGCUUCCCUCAGGUUCCUUAUCUCCCGCCUGUUGUCUGCUAUCGCAGCCGGUGUUUCGUCUUGUGCCGACCUGCGCCUCUCUGCCGCCAUCCUUCCUUCAAUUCUGUCGCGCCUGCUCCUUUUCACCAGAGACUGUCCCAGGUCCUUGCCGCGACGGCUCUGUGCAACUGCCAUGCAAACCGAAGCCUGAAAUCGCUUGUCGUUGGUCGACUCAUCCUUUUCCCAACCUCUCCAAGUCCGCCGUCUUUCAGCGGCCACCUCGAGCCGAGAUUGAUCAGCACCACAGCAUCAGCGAGGACCGCGGCGUCCUCCAACAAUUUGCUUUCUCGCUUGUCACCACUCGGAUACGCAGUACCUAGACAUAACCAUGGAUUCUAGCCCACAGAAAGAUGACGCCUCGGCGACCGACCAAUCCCCAACAGACACCCGCCGCCCAUCACGGUACGAGUCCAUCACCGGUCAAGACGAUCGCAUGGAUGAGAGCUUCCAGUCGACGGAUACUGUGCGGAGAAAGCCAGAAGACUCAACCAUGCAAAGCCCGAACCUGGCCAGCGGCGCAUUUACAGACCCGGGCCAGUCCAGUCGAACCACAUCAGUCACCGUACGCUCGCCAUUGCUAGGCCCGCGAACACGCCCACGAAAACCCGCCAUGCCGCGUCGUACAUCGACGACAGCCCAGGCACCGCACCGAGGAGGUGUGUACUCGGUUGACGACGGUAUCGCCGAGGUCGAGGCGGAUGCUGUCGAGCGCCAGCACAGCUAUGCCACCUCUGUUCGGAGACGCACCCAUGCUCCACCGUCGCUCUCGCGAGUCCAUUCCAGGGACGAGGAUGGCCCCAGCGAAUGGCCCGAAGAACAGCACGAACAAGGCAGCACGGUGCCGGGGGUCGACAACGGUGAGCAGCGUUUGGACGAGCAGGUUUCGGACGAGACUCCGGCCGAGGAUGACGGCGAAAUCAGCGACGCCGAAAGCUUCACCCUCAAGGACCGCCAACAAGCGAUUAACCAAACCCAUCCGUUUGGCAUCAGGCUAUGGAAACCAGCUCUGUACAAGAAGGAUCGUUCGGUGCAAAAGAACGCCGAGGCAGACGUGCAUUCGUCGCCGGGUGGGCACGUUAGCAGCUGGCUACUGUUCUUCGACAUCAUAUGGACCCUCGCCUUUGGUUGGUGGAUGGCUCUGUUCGCCUUUGUCGGCGCCGUCAUCUGCUUCUGCUUUGCUGCUGCCCCCAGCGGCCGGGAGUACGGCCGUGUCUUAUGGGGUCUGGCAGGGUAUUUGUUUUACCCCUUUGGCAAGUUUGUGCGUCUGGAGCAGCAGGAGGCUUACCUGGAGGAAGACUUGGGCGAAGGCAGGAGCAUCAGCGAGUAUGAGCAAUGGCAAAGCGGCGACCUCGAGUAUGGCCGGCUCUUCUUUGGCCCGGACAGCAACCGCUCCAUCAUUGGCCGAUCCCGCAGGAGUCUUGAUUCGGAACCGGACGAGACGGAGAGCCUUUUGUCGAGGGGCCGUGGGCGAGGUUCGAAUUCUGAUCUGCCACGGAUGAAGCGACGCUUGUUUGGCCGUGGUCAGUGGAACAUCGGUCGUGUCGUCUUCUUCCUUUUCUUUUACUUCCUGAUCACGCCCUCUCUGUUCAUCGUGUCGGCUAUCUGCUGGUUUUUGGUGUUUUGGAUUCCCAUGGGCAAGGUCACAAUGCUCUUGUUUUCGCAUCUCCGCCGCCAUCCACUAGCACUGUCCUUCGAGUCCGAUAUGGCCUCUGCCAGAGCACCGGCUGGUCUCCAGUCUUCGAUUCUGGUCUGCACCUAUCGAGCUGUCGGCCUCAAAUAUUGGAAAUACACGAUUGACGGAACGAACAUCUUUCUGAUCAACCUCUUGGCCGUGGUCGGUUUUGUCGUUGUGGACUGGCUUGUGUUACAUCAGGCCCUGGGCGUCCACAACUUCUUCACCUCGUCGGCCUUCUUGUUCAUUUCCGGCCUGCUGUCCAUCAUUCCCCUUGCCUACUUUAUUGGCCAGGCUGUCGCAUCCAUCUCGGCCCAGUCCUCCAUGGGUCUUGGUGCUGCCAUCAACGCCUUCUUCUCCACCAUUGUCGAGGUCUUUCUCUACUGCGUGGCUCUGCGCCAGGGCAAAGCUCAGCUCGUAGAAGGCAGCAUUGUUGGCAGCAUCUUUGCCGGCAUCCUAUUCCUCCCCGGUCUUUCCAUGUGCUGCGGAGCCAUCAAGCGCAAAACCCAGCGCUUCAACUCGAGAUCGGCCGGCGUGACAUCGACCAUGCUCCUCUUUGCCGUCAUCGCCGCGUUUGGCCCGACUCUGUUUUACCAAAUCUACGGAACCCACGAACUGACCUGCCAGGACUGCACCAACUUUGACCACCCUAACCGGGGCGGCGGUGUUCUUCGGGACUGCCGCCGUUGUUACUUUUCGCAGACGCCUGCUAUUAAUGAUCGUUUCUAUCUCCAGGCGGUGCGUCCCUACUGCUACCUUGCCGCGGGCAUGUUAUUCUUGUCAUACGCUAUUGGCCUAUGGUUUACACUCCGCACGCACGCCGCCGUCAUCUGGAACACUGACGUGGACGAGAAGAAGCACGAGGAUCAGCCCACUGCCCAUAGCACAACCAGGCCAUCACACACCAUGUCUGUCGGCGACGCCAGCGGUGCCGACAUUCGCGACUCCCAUUUGUACAAGCGCAUUCUCGGUCAAUCCCUGCGUCAGGUCGGGCAUAUCCCCAAGCUGGAUGAGCAGUCUCGCAACAGCUCAACCUUGUCGGCAGGCAAGCCCAAUGGAACUCCGCAUGUCGUCCCUCCCAAAUCCACCAGCUACGGAACGGAAACGCUGGGGACUAACAUGAAUAUCCCGGGAUUCAGUGAUGCCGAGAAUAACAACCUCGUCCAUCAGGUGGCAGAGAUUGCCGCCACCGCGGCAACAGUGGCGGCGAGAAAUGUGCAGAGGCCCCGACAGAUGUCUCAUCAUGCCUCUACCGUUUCGGCCACUGGUCAUGGAUCUGCUUCUGGAAGCCGUUCGGGCGCCUCUCGUCCCACUACAGUCUCGAUUGGCGAGGAUCUUGGGGAGUCUGGCCCGGGAUCGGGUGGCCACGGCGGUCAUGACGCGCCCAAUUGGAGCCGUCUGAAGAGUUCCGUCAUUUUGAUGGGUGCCACGGUUCUCUACGCCAUUGUUGCCGAGAUCUUGGUCGACACAGUGGAUGUUGUUCUGGAAAAUUUUGAGAUUGACGAAAAGUUCCUCGGGAUCACGCUUUUUGCCCUUGUGCCCAACACCACUGAGUUCCUGAACGCCAUUUCGUUUGCCAUGAACGGCAACAUUGCCCUGUCCAUGGAGAUUGGUUCCGCCUACGCCCUCCAGGUCUGCCUCCUGCAGAUUCCGGCACUCGUCUUGUUUUCAGCCCUCUAUCCUCCCGUCGGCGUUCCCAUGGAGGAUGUCGCCAAGUUCACCUUCAGUCUGCUUUUCCCGCAGUGGGACAUGGUGACGGUGAUCCUGUGCGUCUUCUUGCUCAGUUACAUGUACGGCGAAGGAAAGAGCAAUUACUUCAAGGGCAGCAUCCUGUUGCUCAGCUAUCUGGUGGUGAUCAUCGGCUUCUACUUUAGCGGCUAUGGAACUAGUUUUGAGAGCCCGCAGAGCACUGUCAGUCGAUUCGACACAAUGGGUAGUGACGGUCAGUGGAUGAGCUACAAGUACAAGACGGUCGGAAGGAGUACGUCUGGUGUGGCUUUUUGAUGUUCUGUAUCCCUCUGCUCUCGACGCGCAACAUCGGAUUUCAUCUUUAACACUGCAUAUGCUAACAUGGCCUCACAACAGAGGGCAUCACAGCACAACAGCCUUGAUUAUUCACAAUACCCUCUCUCUGAAAUACAGUUCAGCGUCUACCUUUUGUUUCUUUUUUAUUUCCUUUUUCUUGAUGCUCAUUAUCACUGGUAUGAGGACGUCCGGGCGGGGAGUUGGGGCGUUGUGUAUUGUUCGGCAAGAUUGUACUUAGAAUGACGGGCGGGCAUGAGAAUUACAAGACAUGUCCAACAACAAAAUGGUGUAUGCAGGAAGGGGAGGAGGCAGGCCGGUUUAUCGGUGAGGAGGUACGGCAGUUAACCUAGUGAGGAGAGAAUAAUGUGACUACCUACGAAUAUAACAUUCACGAGAGACUCGUGUCCGGUGCAUGAUAACCAUCGUAAAGAUGGAUGGCUUUUCAUUGGUGGGAACGUUGCGAUGCAGUGUUCUCCUAGUCAUUGCCGUCGGCCGGCAGUUGGGGAAGCUCAGCCACAUCCGUUGUAGCAUUCGAUCCUUUUUGCUACGGCUUUUGAUCAAGUGCCAUGGUUUCAUUCAAUCUGGGGUCAAAAUCGAGAGCUACGAUUGGCUGCAAUACUGCUUGGUGUAGGUAUCACAUUAAUGGCCAUAUCACUCCGCACACCGUUUGGCUAUGCCCUCAUAAUUGAUGGGGAGGGUGAGUGUCCAGUCGAAGCGAAAUGGCAGCUUUGACAACCAAGUGCCACAGGGGCGCUCAAUCAGAGGCACAAAAAUGUUUAUCAACAGGGUGAGAUAUAAUUUAAUCGAUUUUAUUCUUGGUUUUCUAUAGCUGCUCUAUCACCGCUUCUCAACACUAGAACUAUCAUCUGGCCCCGUCAGUCACUCCGCGGGCCAUUAGCGGACAAAUCUAUGGCCUCCUCCC
Podospora bellae-mahoneyi is the source of this 5271-nucleotide messenger RNA. RefSeq lists its product as uncharacterized. Lineage: Eukaryota; Fungi; Ascomycota; Sordariomycetes; Sordariales; Podosporaceae. The record is from RefSeq and is a predicted model, not a curated record. Gene Ontology annotation, cellular component: membrane; endomembrane system. The transcript has 2 exons. Gene Ontology annotation, molecular function: calcium:proton antiporter activity. Gene Ontology annotation, biological process: calcium ion transmembrane transport; intracellular calcium ion homeostasis. The coding region runs from base 981 to 4328 and encodes 1115 amino acids.